Messenger RNA from Lathyrus sativus (Indian pea), 1485 nucleotides. The record is from the annotation of a GenBank genome assembly. Lineage: Eukaryota; Viridiplantae; Streptophyta; Magnoliopsida; Fabales; Fabaceae.
AUGAGCGCGAUUCCAAAGGAAUCAAUUGAGGUAAUUGCACAAACAGUUGGCAUCCCCAAUUUAUCUCCCGAUGUUGCCCUCGCCGUUACCCCCGAUCUCGAAUAUCGCAUCCGCGAAAUCAUGCAGGAGUCUAUUAAAUGUAUGCGCCAUUCCAUGAGAACUUUUCUCACUGGUGACGAUGUUGAUAGUGCACUCGCAUUGAGAAAUUUAGAGCCGAUAUAUCGUUUCGCGUCUAAUGAUAAUCUGCUGUUCAAAAGAGUUCCCGGGCAUAAUGAUUUCUUCUACAUUGAUGACUAUGAUGUGGAUAUUAAAGAUUUUGUUGAAGAAGCUUUACCAAAAGCACCUCUUGAUACAUCAAUUACUAGUCAUUGGUUGGCUAUUGAAGGUGUGCAACCUGCAAUACCUGAAAAUGCUCCAACUGAAGCUACCCCUGAGAUAAGAAAAACUGAAUAUAAAGAAGAUGGGCUUCCUGUUGACGUUAAAUUACCUGUUAAACAUAUAAUAACGACAGAGCUUCAGCUUUACUAUGAAAAAAUAAUAGAGCUGAUUUUGAAUAAGCCUGGGUCCAUUCCUUUCAGAAGAGCACUGGUCACCUUGGCAACUGACUCAGGGCUCCAUCCUUUAGUUCCUUAUUUUACACGCUUUGUUGCUGACGAGGUGGCACGAAAUCUACAUAAUUUAAAUAAUUUGUUUGCCUCGAUGCGCCUUGUGCGGAGCCUUUUGCAAAAUCCUCACAUACACAUAGAACUUUAUUUGCACCAAUUGAUGCCGCCUAUCAUUACUUGUAUUGUUGCAAAAAGGCUUGGAAACAGACUGUCCGAUAAUCACUGGGAGCUUAGGGAUUUCAGUGCUAAUCUUGUUGCUUUGAUAUGCAAAAGAUUUGGGCAUAUGUAUCACAAUCUUCAGCCCCGUGUAACGAGGACAUUUCUUCAUUCUUUCUUGGACCCUACAAAAGCUCUGCCUCAACACUAUGGUGCUAUUAAAGGAAUAGCAGCUCUUGGAUCAAGAAUGGUUCGCCUGCUUAUAAUUCCAAAUCUCGAGCCGUAUUUGCAUCUUCUUGUGCCAGAAAUGCAACUUGAGAAGCAAAAGAAUGAAAUAAAAAGGCAAGAAGCAUGGCAAGUCUAUGGAGCCUUGCUGUAUGCAGUAGGUCAAAAUAUGCAUGAAAAGGUUAAAGGAAUCAGCAGUUUGCUUUCCCCUCCAACUCUUGCAGCAUCAAGUGGCAAUGGAAAAGCCAUGAUUGCAAUGCCAGGUGUUACUGGUGUUGUGGUACCAAUGAAUUCCAUGUCAGUUGACAACAUGCAGGGGUCAGCAAGUGGGUUUCCCCCCAUGAUGGUCGGGCCAUCAUCCAAAGAAAGCUCUUCCAUUCUAGCUCAGGCUUGGAAAGAUGACAUAGAUGCAGGACUAUUGCUGCCACCAGUGUUUGAAUUAUUUGGCGAAAGUUUGUUAUCAUUUUUACCAAAACCUGAAGCAUCUAUAUUUUUGUAG